Molecule: messenger RNA, 3221 nt
Organism: Apis cerana (Asiatic honeybee)
Lineage: Eukaryota; Metazoa; Arthropoda; Insecta; Hymenoptera; Apidae
Product: inner centromere protein
Source: RefSeq, a predicted model, not a curated record
UAUCAUUACCUUCAAAAAAUAAUUCAGCUUUCGCACUUUGUUUCUAACUUCUGAAUUAUUUUUGAAAGUAAGUUAAAACAUAAAAUUAACAAAUAUUAAAAAAAAAUUUUUAUUUGUUAUGUUUUCUUUUUUAAAUUUGAUUAUCAUUUUUAUUUGAAAGCAAAUGAAAUUAAAUAUAGAUGUAAUUAAAUCCGUAUAUAAUAUAUCGAAAAGCAUCGAGUGUGAUCUGUUUUUCUUGUUGGUCGAUUACUAGAAUAAUCUACGGUAUCAAUCAAGACACUAACGAAUCUCAAUUAGUGUCAUCAGGAAUCGCUUAAUGGAAGGUGUUCCUCUUGAUUAAAGGUGGCACCUCCGUCAAACUCGAAAUCGUAACGCGAUACCCCACGAACAUAUUUUGUAUUAAUUUAUAUGGUAAAUUUCACGUUGAAGUAUACAGUCGCUAACAGGGGAUUCGUCAUUGUUUGUAUAAACGAAAAGUACAACAUCGCGCGCGGAACAUGGACGAAUAUGCGUACGUGAGUUCCAUCGGGACUCCUAAGGAUUAAUCGUAAGACACCACCGGAAGCCAACGAUAUGUGACGAGUUGUUAAAUUUCGAUAUACUUUUGUCUGUUGUAACCUUCAUCGCAUAUUGCCUGAUCAGGAUUUAAGGUCACUUGACGAUGUUUGAAAGCGACAUUGACAACUGGUAUGAUUGGAAGAAAGAUGAUGAUGUUGUUAAUGAGAUACACGCCGUAAAAAAUGCCGAGACUAUAAACGGUGUAUGUAUGAUAAAUUCCGAUCGUUCGAAAAAUUUCAUGCCUAAUGAUGGCCAAGGAAAAACCUCUCGAAGCAACGGGAUGAUUCGCUGUGGUGCAAUUCCUACUAGUUCCAGAUCUGGUACCGAAGUUCGAUUCAUCAAUCCGGCAAUUUAUGCAGAGACCUUAAAUAACGAGGAUGUAGAACACGAGGUUGAAAUUCAAGUGAGAGUCAAUUCGAAAAACGAUGGACGGCACGUACCUAAUUGCGGUGAUUCCGCGGAAAUGAACGAUAUGAUGUCCACGCUGUCUAUUAACAAUGGUCUGGCCACUUCGUUUAUGAAUCAUGCCGGUGAUCAAGGUUCAGCUCAAGAAACGUAUCGUUGUUAUUCCUUAAAUUCACCGACCACAUCCGCAUCCUUACAGUCCGAUAUCGCUCGUUCCAAGUCUGUGACUUCAUAUACACCUUUAAAUCGAAUCGAGAGACGAUGUAGGAUUCCUGAUGAAGCGGACGAUAAGUACGAACUUCGGCAAGUCGAAUCGGAAGUGCAAAGAUACACAUUUAAUGGACAUAGGAUCGUACAAGUUUCUACCUCAUCGGUAUCCAGUAUCAGAAUAUCGGAGAAAAAAUCGAACGAAUCGUAUCUUGCCAAGAAGAUCACUUACAGCGAGUGGAUACGAAGAAAGCAAGAAAUGGCGCGGCGAAAAAAGGAGGAGGAAGAACAGGCUCAGAGACAGAAGCAAAUAGAGGCGGAAAAACUGGCUCGUGAAAAGGAAGAAAGAGAAUUCCGAGAGAAAGAAAAUUUCUUAAAAUGGUCCGAGAAGAAGAAAAAAGAAGAGGAGAAGAAGAAGGCUGUUAUUGAGAAAGAAUUGACGUUACAAAAACAACUAAAAGAGGUCGAGGAUAAAGCUGCUGUUGUGAAAACUCUAUAUCUUCGUCAAUGGGCACGUAAAAAGAAGGAAGAAGAAAAAGCACGUCAAAAAAAAGAGGAAAUGAAACGAAAACAACUCGAAGAAGAGAGGAAAAAGAGAUUAGAGGAGAGCACGAAAGCUUAUGAAAAUUGGCGCAAGAUGGCGAAGAAUAAACCGAAGCCUGCCACGCAAGGACUUUUACCUCAUCAAAAAGCUAAACCAGCAUACGUGAAUCCUACGCCAUGGCAGCGAAUCAUCGACGACACCGAGGACGUCGAGGAAGAUGCAUUCAAUGUUGGUAGAAAAACACAGAGUCAGCUGAAGAUUAGCAGUAAGAGAAAUGCAACAUCUUUUCAGUGAUUAAAAUCGUCGUAUAAUUGGAACUUGGGAAAUUUGUAUGGUUUGAAGAAUGAUCAUAUGGUUAAAUACUUCUAUUGCCUCGAAGUAAAAUAGAAUUAUAGAGAAGUAAUGGACGAAACAAAGAAUAUCAUUAUACUUACUUUGGAUCGCAGAUUCGUGUACGUUCGUAGGAUAUCCUUGUGCAGGAUAUACCGUACAAUUGGAAUGAUAUUACACGCAUUACGGCAUAGUAGAUAUUCUGAUAAAAAAUAAUUAUAUUUUCUAGCAAAUAUUCUUUGAUACAUACACAUUUUCACGUUCGUCUUCUAUGAUGAAUAUUAACAAUGAAUAUUAACAUAUAUCUGAAGCUAAUCGCGAACAGCGUUCUUCGACCAAUAUUUAGAUGCAUUAAGACAACGAAGGAGAAAAUUAUCUCCUUUACCUUCAUUUUUAUCUACUCGAAGAUUUGUAGAUAGUAAAAAAAAAAAGAAAAAAAGAAAAAAUAUGGAAGCAAAAUAAGGAGAACUUGCGUGAUGAUAAUUAAAAGAAAUGUAUACGGAAAAACUGAAUAUUUUUAUUAUUUGUAUUAUUAAUACUGUAAUGUAUAUUACAUGACGUAGAUUCAUUAUAUAAUCGUAAUUUUUACACGGGAUCAGGAGAGUGCUUCUAUUCAUUCGUUACAUUAGACAUACCUUGAGAAAAAGAAUAUCAAAGAUUGAUCAAAUAGAAUAAUUCCAAUACACAAGAGGACAUAGAAAGUGGCACAUAUAAUUAUUUUAUCUUCUGCUGAAUAUACACUUUAUUCUUUCUCAAUGUAUGUCAUAUUUCAUACACACAAAUAUUUAAAGGUGUAAGUGAACAAUUACACGGUGAUUAGCAUCGUCCAAUGGAUCUAUUUGAUCAUACUUUCUUCUUCUUCUUGAAGUCUCUCUAUAUCUGAUUUGUUCAUGAAAUAAUAGGAAGGUUGCCGUGAUUUCUAAAAUUUCAAAAUAUUAUAGAUUAUUAUUAUUGAAUUGUUAGCUACUUGUCAGAAUAUAAAAAUUUCUUACUAAAUCCUUCACUAUACGUUUUGCACCCGCUUUGAUAAGAAUAUUACUUAAUUCUUCAACAGUUAGUAAACCCAUUGCAUAAUGUAAAGCUGUUCUUUCCAACUGAAAUGGAGUGUCAAAAAUCUUACAUCUUUUUUUUUUUUUUUUUUACAACUGAAUCGAAAAUAAAUGAUUUAUUAAAUUAA